AUGAGAACAAUAUACGCAAAGCAGUCGAGGCUGGUCAGCGUCUAGGCGUACAACCCAUACUCACGCCCAAGGACAUGGCUAACCCUGAAGUAGAGCAUUUAGGCAUAAUGGCUUAUGCCGCGCACUUGCAAUGGGUGCCACCGCGCCCACCUCUUUCUGACCUCAUAAACGUACUUAUGGAAAGCAAUUCUGGACGCGUCGGCGAGCCGACUCACUUCCGCAUCGAUGUGCUCUCGCGCGACAUUAGCCUUAGCACGGUGAAAGCUUUUGUAGUACCGCCAUCAGGUCAACCACAGCCGGUACGUUUAAAUCCACAUGGCGAGGGUGUCUACAUACCCGAAAAGUACGGCAUGCACGAGAUUAUUGUAGAGAUCGGCGAGGACAGCUUGGGCGGACACUUCUUCCGUGUGCUGCCACGAUUUAUACAAGUAGCGCCACCAGGUAUGGCACCCUGUGCACUCGGCAGUCUUGUUGAAGUGCUGGUAAAUGCAACCGGCGCGCCAAAGACCGAAGACAUACUGGUCACAGCCGUCUCGCCGACUGGCAUCUCGCACAACUGCCCAUUGAAGAAGGUCGACGAAGGACACAGUGCCAUAUUUAAGCCGGACGAAGCGGGAAUCUGGGAAAUCGCCAUCACCUAUCAGGGUCGUCACAUACAGGGCGGACCAUUCACUUGUGCCGUCUUCGACGCCAGCGGUGUCUCUGUGCAUGGUUUGGAUGGCGCUAUGCCAUUGCGCGCGCACUCCUUCGAAGUGGAUGCGCGCGGCGUUGGCGUCACUGGCGAACUGCAUGUUGACAUUGUACAUGAUAAGCGCUCGCUUGUAUGUUCCGUUGAGAAAAUUGUCGAAAAUAAAUACAGGGUCACUUUCAUGCCACGUCAUAAUGGCAAAUAUCGUGUCUAUGUAUAUUUCAAUGGUUACGAUGUGAAAGGCUCGCCAUUCAUUAUGCGCGUCGGCACCAAGGGCCGCUCGGGCAAAACGCGCAGUAGUCCCUUGCACGAGAGCAAACAUCGCUCGGAGAGUCCUUCAAUGCAUUACACCUCAACUACAAAUACAAGGCACAAUGACUACAGGAACGCAACAUCCGCAGCGACAGCCUCGCUAUCGCGGCGAGAUUUAUUGAAUCACAAUAGCUCGGAACGGCAGAGAUCAUAUUCACCACAGAUAUCGCCGAAGGUCGAUGCGAACGACUACCGCACCACAUCGAGCUACUACAAAAGGGAGAGUGAGGACGAAUUGGCAACAUCCACUCCACCACCACUGGCUCCCCAAUACCUCACACGCGAUCAACACAACAAUUCGCCUAAUACUAAGUAUUUCAAUUCGACCGAUUUAUAUACCCUAAAUACUGCACGCCGUGACUCGAAGGUCUCUUCGAACUCUUCGACAACCAAGAACGACUACUACUACGACAAAGAGAAUGAGUUGUACUCGUAUCAUCGUAAACGUAAAGAUCGUGACUUGAAGUUGGCACCACCGCGCGAAGAACGCUUCGACGACUCGCCAACGCAGGCGCCAUCGCUUUACCAACAAUUCCAUGUGCUGCAGCAGCAGCAGCAACAACAGAGUCACACCGCCAGCGCCAAGGCGGCAAGCACUUUUACUACGACACGUCUCAGCCCGAUACCUAGCAUACGCUCGAGUGAAGUACGCACCCACAGUCCAUUGACAAUUAAAACUUCGAUUCCAUAUGAAUCGAAUCCGCGCAAUUUAAGCAACAGUCCACGACACACCUCGAUUUCGCCGGUGCAACGCUAUUCGCCUAGCAACGCCUACAUUUCAACAGCCACACAUCGAAUCGGCAGCCCAGUCACAACUCUGAAUAAGAACGGUCUUAACCGCUCCGACUAUGAAACUUCUCGCACUGUUGAAAAAAUCCGCUUGCGUCGCACUGCCUCACCCGAACCGCGCAUCGAUCAUUCGUCGAAUGUGCGUGUGUCAUCGGUUAAACCGACAACGGCGCGACGCGACAGCUGGGAUGUUAUCAAUAAAACCAAGCAUAUGCUUUCACAUAAUUCGCUCGAAUCUUUGGCAAAUAUGACGGAAAAGCAACUAAAUACGGACCUCUCGUAUAAUCGACCCGAUAUCGAUCACGAAACACAUCGCAAUACACAAUACAACAAAUUUGCAUUACAAGAACAGAAAUAUCACUCAGAUCGACGUGGAUCACGUGAUUCUGUCGAUGAUGUGGAACGUUACAAACCCAGUGCCAUUACAGUGAAAUCACAUUCGAACAACACUUAUACCGACAAAUCAGGUGGCUAUACAAAAACUGUUAAGGAAUCUAGUGAACACGUUGUUACGGAGCGCACUUCUGGUGGUGCGGGCGCUGGAAAUGGUCAAUAUGGUUAUAGUUCAUUAUCGCGAUUUCGACCCAUAGACAACAAUGCAACCGGAGCGCGUGCUAUACGUGUACAAGAUAUACCAAACGGUGCCAUUGGACGUCCCGUUGAAUUUGAGAUUGAUGGCUCAAAGGCGGGUUCGGGAAAUUUGGAAAUACUCGUCAAUGGUGGACGUGUCACAUCGUCGGUACGUUCGCUGGGCGGUCAACGCUUUGUAGCUAGCUUUACACCGCACGAGCCGGGCAUACACACUGUGCAGAUAACUUUCAAUGGAGAAACAGUGCCGGGUGAGUGA
This is a messenger RNA of Rhagoletis pomonella (apple maggot), 2636 nucleotides long. RefSeq lists its product as uncharacterized. The transcript has 7 exons. Bases 75 to 2636 code for a protein of 853 amino acids. Gene Ontology annotation, biological process: actin cytoskeleton organization. Gene Ontology annotation, molecular function: actin filament binding. The record is from RefSeq and is a predicted model, not a curated record. Lineage: Eukaryota; Metazoa; Arthropoda; Insecta; Diptera; Tephritidae.